Molecule: messenger RNA, 2573 nt
Organism: Andrographis paniculata
Lineage: Eukaryota; Viridiplantae; Streptophyta; Magnoliopsida; Lamiales; Acanthaceae
Exons: 4
Coding region: 401-2221 (606 amino acids)
Source: RefSeq, a predicted model, not a curated record
AUAUCUUCACAGAAACACAUCACUGUUCACUGUCUUCUAUAGUAUUUAUUUAGUAUUUCCUUUUCCUUUUCCAAUCAAAAAGUUGUGCGCUGAAGCUGAAUGAAUCAAUGCUAAUGCUGCUGCUGAGCUGAUCAUCGAUUCACUGCCAUGAAAGCUCCCCUCCUCUCCUUCUCCUUCUUCUCUCUCCCACAUUGUGGCCUCACCUUUCCAACUGUAUGCUUCCAGAUGAAGCUUUGACAGUUAUAUCCUUCCUUUCCUUUGCAACCGCUACUUUCCCUUCCUUUUCCUUUUCCCAUAAUCAGCAAAUAAAGGAAAACGCCCAAUUUUGCAUGAGAAAUUCGAUAACUCAGCCUCAGGCAAAUACUAGCAUAUACACAUUGCCGUGUACGUGUUCGGAGAAAUGCCAAGGCAGACUUUCAAUGUGGAUGUGAGGAUUGGGGGAAGGAAGAAUUGCAAAGUGAGGAAGAGAGGCUGUUCUUCAUCGUCGUCUUCGUCGUCAUUAAUGGCGAAUUACGGGUUGAAGCGUGCCUUGUUGAUGGGUAAAAGAGUUGGAUCAACUACUCCAGUGCCUGUGUGGAAGACAACAAGUGGUUUUCCCAAUCCGGCAAUUCUGGAGAAAGAUGAUCCAUUACAGUAUGCAUCAGCUGCAAGUGAUGUUGAUAAUAAGGCGAAGGAGUUGGCGUCAUUGUCGGCUCGAAAAUUGGCUGCCACUUUAUGGGAGAUCGACGGGAUAUCUUCGCCAAGGGCAAAUAGAGAGAAUGUAGAAGAGAAAAUAAUGAGAGGAGAAGAAGGGGUGGUUCGUAGUCCUGUUUCUGAGGUGAUGGAUCAGCUGAAACCGGGAUCCCGUAGGAGAAGGGGAUCGGCAGGGUCUCAAAAGCUUCUGCAGGGUGAUCGCGAAUCGGGUGGUGCAAAAUCACACCAUAAUUGCUUGGUGGAGACACAGAACGAUCCUCGGAGUCCCUGCAGACACAUAAUCGGAUCAAAAAAUCGUCUCAAAGAUGUCUGCAACAGCCUCAUAACUUCGAAAGAGCUUCUCAAAGUGAUGACUCGUGUCUGUCGUUUCGACCAACACAGCAACUCCACGAGCUCAUCCCUUUCCAUGGCCCUGAAAUUCGAGCUCGACCGGGCUUGCAACCACGUUGGCAAACUAAUCCAAGAACAAAGAUCGGAGCCAGACAACCUCGACAUUUUGAUAAAAAGGUUCGAGGAGGAAAAGGUUGUCUGGAAAAUGAAAGAACAGGAAAGAAUCCAUACCGCCAUUGCAGCUAUAGCCGAAGAGCUCGGAACUGAGAAGAAACUGAGGCGACAAACCGAGAGACUGAACAAGAAACUCGGGAGAGAAUUAGCCGAGACUAAGGCUUGUCUGUUUCAGACAUCGAAAGAGCUAGAAAAUGAAAGAAAGGCGCAAAAGGCACUCGAGCAAGCUUGCGAUGAUUUGGCUAAAGGAAUCGGCGAAGAUCAGGCUGUCGUCGAGGAAUUGAAGAGGCAGUCCGCUAAGGUUCGGGAAGAAGUCGAAAAGGAGAGGGAAAUGCUUCAAUUAGCCGACGUAUUACGCGAGGAACGAGUGCAGAUGAAGCUUACGGAGGCGAAGUAUCAGUUCGAGGAGAAAAAUGCGCUUUUGGAGAAACUAAGAAACGAACUCGAGUCGUAUUUGAAAUACAAGACGACGAUGACGACAGGUGACAACGAAGAUGAAAACCCACCUGGGUCUCCGAGCUUCGACAAAAUUACGGAGCUCAAGAAAUUUCUACGGGAGACAUUGCCGCCGGGUUCGUGCCAACACAACGAUGAAACAAAAGAGAUCGAUGAACGAGAAGUCGAAGACGAUGACGAUGAUUCGUCGGGUGGUAGUGACCUCCGUUCUAUCGAACUGGACAUUAACGACGUCAGGAAGAGUUUUGGGUCGAAGAGGAAUUCCGUCGAUAAAAGUCGAGGUAGGAAACCCAUUUCCGAGAAAAUCAAGAAACCGAAUGUACCCCCGGAGGAGGAGACGAAAUUCGCGAAUGGAAUACGAUGCGAGAAUGCGAAACAAGAAUCUCUAGACGCGUUCGAUAAGCGAGGGUUGUUCGAAUUCUCGUCGAGGUCGUGGAAAAACGACUCCGAGGAUGAGAUGGAGAGGUACAACGCGAUUAAGGGUCUCCGAGACCACAUUGUAUCGAGUGUUCGAAUGGGAUCGUCGACGAGCCCGAGCAAGAACUUCGGACAGAGCUUUCGUGGAUAGCGAUCGUGCUCGGGUCUGAAAUCUUACGGAGGAGGCGUAAGUAAGCGAGUAAGUAUUGUCGAAGAUCGAUCGAUGGAUCGUCGAGCCAUCGGGUGUAAAGAGAAUUUUGGUAUGUCCGAUCGUUACAUUUAUAGUGUAGAAGGUACGCUAUUAUACUUUGCGCAAAAUGUAUAUGUUCUUCGUGUCCUAUACAUAUAUAUGUAUGUAAUGUGUUGUUCGAUUCAUAUGCAUAAUAUAUAUAGAGAUUGAUAUAUAGAUAGUCAUAGGUAGAUAGAGAGAGUUGCAAUGUUGUGUAAUAAUUUUAUCUCCUCAACUAUGUAUCAUUUAUUUUUUUCAUAAAAUGUUCCAUUAA